This is a messenger RNA of Apis cerana (Asiatic honeybee), 2162 nucleotides long. Its product is annotated as putative ATP-dependent RNA helicase ddx42. The record is from RefSeq and is a predicted model, not a curated record. Lineage: Eukaryota; Metazoa; Arthropoda; Insecta; Hymenoptera; Apidae.
UAUGCUGUUUCUUUCAAGGGAAAGAACAACUCUUAGUGUAGUGGAAGUUAAUUUAUAGAGAUUUUAAUUUAAAAUUAUUAAACAAUAGUGUUAAACAAUAUGGAAUAGAAUAGUAAUGUGUAAUUCGAUAAAUUAAAAUAUUUUAAAAUUUAUUUAUCAUUUUAUUUUUAUUUUAUUAUUAAAAAUGUAUUUUAAAUAUAAUUAAGAAAAUUAUAGUAGUAUAAAUUAUAAUAAUAUUAAAAAUUUGUUUAUUUUUUAAAUUCAUUUUUAAAAGUUUCAAGCAUUUUAAGAUCAGAUACUUAUUUAUUAUGAUCAUUUUUUUCUGAUAAUAAAAUGAUAAUAAUUGCUAGCUCAAUUAAUCGAUUAAAAAGUGUUAAUUCUUUAAAAACUAAUAUGUAUUAAAGAAAUAUAGUAUGUUAAGAUUUUAGCUGUUUAUUAAAAUAACGUAUAAAAUACAAUUGAGAAUUCAAAAAUGAAUAACAAGUGAAAUAAUUUGUGUAUAUUUUUUUCUCCUAUCUUAGAAGAAAUAACAAUCGAUUGUGGGAUAUUGCAAUUGUCGGUGUAAUUAUCUAUACAAAUGUGAAUCUAUACAAAUUAUACGACGAUUAUUCUUCGAGUUUUGCCCUUGUUUCCCGGUUCUCUCUUAAAUGCAUAACGAUUCUUCAUUAAACGAUUACAAAUAGAGAAAAAGUGGAGCAUUCUACUUUCACGUUUGACGAAGCAAAUACUUUGAAGUUCAAGGAGAAAAAAAAUUAAUAGGUUCGAUUCUGUCAUAGAGAUUAAAACUUGGGAAGCAAUAAUAGAAAGUGCAAAAACGUAACAGUUUAGAAUUCGCAACAGUAUAGAGAGAUAAAAAGUAGAAAUAGUAGAACAAAGAAAAAAAUGUUUCACUUGUCGGUGACCUUUGUUUUGGUGAUUUUGUUUGGUAAGAAGUGCUAUGAUAUUUUUAUUAUAUAUCAAUGAUUAAAUUAAACAUUUGUUUAAAUAUGAUACUCUAGCUACAGAUAAUGAUUUCCUCAAUAUUUUAAACAAUCGAAUUAACAAUAGAUUUAUCAAAUAAUGUAAAAAUAAAAAUAUACAAACUUCUUUUAUUUUUAAAAUCAGAAAUAGUUUUACGUAAAGUAAGUGUAUGGUAAUUGACGAAUAUUUAUAUGUUGUUAAUUUUUUUUUGUAUAUAUAUUUUUAUAAUAGAAUUAAGAAUUUAUUAUUUUAUGGUUCGUUAUUAGUUGGUAAAGUAUCUUCACUUCCACAAGAUAAACAAGAAAAUAAAAUGAAUAUUGUAAUAAACUUAAACAAAAUGGCUAAUAUUUUGAAUAAUAAUAAAACAAUUAAAUCUUCAAUGAAGACUAUAGAAAAGGAAACAAUAAACGAAAAUAAUAACUUUAUAUUUAAAAAUUCAAUCAAUACAGUUGUAAGUACAAUUGAAGUAAAAAAAAAAAAAAAUGAAAUACAAAAUUGUACUUCUACAAAAGAACAACACGACAUGCUUAAUUGUAAUGUGACACCACACGAUGAUGAUGAUGAAGACAACAUAGAACAAAUUCCAUUAUUAAAUUUUACAGAAUCUACGAUAACAACUGUGGAUAUUACGAACAUUAAUGUUGAAACAGAUCACUUCAUAAAUAAUAAUAAUUCAGAUACAAGUACAGAUUUAAAACAUACUACUAAUAUUAAUGAAGCAUCGAUUGAUUUUAUAUCGCCAUUGCUAGUAGAUAAAGUUGUUGCAAAUAUAGGCUCUGAAAAUAUUAUUAAGACUAUGAAAUCUGUCAAUCAUACAAACAACAAACAUAUGUCUUCAGGAAUUAUAGCGUUAAUUACCGCAAUCAGUUUUGCUGUAGCAAUUGCAUUGGUAUAUAUUGGUAUGAUCAUUUGGAGGCGGUAUAUUGAAUAUCGAUAUGGACAUCGGGAAUUACUUGUUAAUGAAUUAGAAUUUGAUACUAAUGAUUUGCGACAUUUUGAGCUGUGAUUUAACAAAUGCAAUAGUUUGUAAAGAAAAAAAAAUAAUAAUAAUAAUAAUUCAUAGCCAAGGCUGAUAAUAUAACUAUGAAGAUUUAUUGAUCUGUGAUACUAGACAUGCAUUGUGUCAAACAAUCAAGACACCAAAUAUAUUUGGAAUAAUAUUGUACAUUUCUUAUAAUAUAUAAAUAUAAAUGUUUUAUAUA